AUGGAAAUUACUUCCAAAGAUAUCUGUGAACAAAUUUUAAAGCUUGCUAAUGAAGGUAUAACACCCUCACAAAUUAGUAUAUAUCUUCGAAACUUGUAUAAUUUUAGGCCAUUCAAAAACAUUACUUCAAAUAAGGUUGUUCGAAUCUUGAAGCUUAAUGGUUUAGCACCUAAAAUUCUAGAAGAUCUCUACCACUUAAUCACGAAAUUAAUUAUUGUUUGUAAAUACUUGAAGUAUAAUCGUAGCGAUAAGGUGUCUAAAUUCUGGUUAAUUUUAAUUGAGUCAAAAAUUCACCAUCUUGCCAGAUUCUAUAAAACAGAAAGACAACUUCCUUCAGACUGA
Racocetra persica is the source of this 342-nucleotide messenger RNA. The record is from the annotation of a GenBank genome assembly. NCBI's taxonomy places the organism in Eukaryota, Fungi, Glomeromycota, Glomeromycetes, Diversisporales, Gigasporaceae.